CGGAUGGCAACAAUCCAAAGCAAUACAAGGUGCCAACUUUUCAACUUGAGAAGUUCGACGACUACACGCAUCAGGACCCGGUGCUCUGGUGGGAAGCUUUCACAACGCAACUUCAGAUUCUGCCUGUCGCCAAGCACACGUACAUCGGCGCCCUGUUCAUGAACUCAAAGGGCGGAUGCCAGAUCUGGUUAACCCACCUGGCAGCCACCCACGGCGUCGACGUCGCAAAUCUGAGAGACAAGAUCAUAUGGGAAGAGUUAACACGGCUGUGGAAGAAGCGGUUCAUCGUCGACGACGCACCAGCACUCGCCAUCAACUGUCUCUUCACCAUGACUCAAGGCAACACAGCAACACGCGACUGGCUCACGGAAUGGCAGAAGAUCGCRGCAACGCCCGAUCUUGACUUACCAUUUCCGCAUUUGCGCCGUGAGUUCUACAACAGGUCAUGCGCUGCAUUGAGCCAGACACUUGGUGAUCGCGAGCAGUAUGCAACCUUCGCUGAGAUCAUUGACAAGGCGAGGGAGAUCAUCAAGACCAACAGGGCGGCUGCACACGAGAAGUCAACGUGGCAGCCAACCUACGUGGAGAAGGUGAGAACUGGUCCGCGACAGCAGCAGCUCGCUGCAGUCCAAUCGGACAACACUGUGGAAGACCCGGCAGCCACCCAAGCGUCACGUGAGGGAGAUCAGGUGGCUGCUGUCCACCUGCGAAGCAACAACAAACCCCGAGUGAACGGGAAGGCGAAACCAGCAUCGCAGGCCGGAAACGGACAACCAGCACCACCAUGGGUCAAGUUCAACUUGACCGAGGCCGAGUACAAGUACCGCGGCCGUUACGGCUGCUGUUACUGGUGCAACAGCACCAAGCACAAGACCUCCCUUUGCCAGGAUCAGGCCAAGGAGGAUGCACAAUUGCGGGAUUACUUGCACACUGCAGUACCGGCUCCGUUGAUGGACGCCGGAGCAGAGGUUGUCGACCUUCACGCCUACAUUGCGAAGAUCGACCGCGAGUUCAAGACGCAACGGUAUGACGACAUCGACGCACCAUUGCUAUACGUACGCAUUCAGAUCGGAGAGGCGACCUGCAGCGCAUUGAUCGAUUGCGGAGCAUCUCCCAACUACAUGAGUCAGGACUUCAUGGGAGAUGUGCUUUUGCGGCUUCUCCGACUGCAUAUUCAGAACAACGAUAAUCCAUAUGAGACCGUCUACAAUUUCUCCUGCAACAUUAUGCCAAUGGUAUUAGCGAAGAGUGGUCGGGGAAGCCAGACGCAGGUUGAUGGGUAUCCGUCUCUGAAUGCAUUCACAUUUGGCACCUGGUACCGUGUCCAGCACGAGGAGAUACUCACAAUUUUCAAUGAGACGAUGAAGAAAAUUUUAGCCUCUGAGAAAGCCAAACUUGACUCAUCAGAGGAGACCAUUGCUGAUUUGCUUGCACAAUUCCAGCAAUGUGUUAUUGUACACGUGGCACUUGUGCAGCUCACCAGGCAACAUGACAAGGUUGCAAUUCACGGUGCAGCAAUUCGGUAUGGUGGAAAAUUCAUGGACACUUUCCUCAAAGGAAUGAAGUUUCUUCAGUCACACUGGUCAACUCACAAAGAUGAGAUCAUAGUACUGGUUCGAGAACUGCAAAAGGCGACUCGGAUAAUCCAAUCUCUGUGCUCUGAAAGCAAGUGUAAGAGGAAGAUGCCUCUGAUAGCAAAGGUUCCUUCAGUGAAGAGAUCCAUGGAGCGGUAUGUGUUCAGUGUGAAGGCACUACUUCACCAGACCGAGAAGGAGAAACUUUUCUGGAUAGGGAAUCUGAAACAUAAAGAUGUCCAGGGGCGCGAAGUGAGCUCACAAGUCCCAGGUGGUGAAGAGGAUGAAGAGGAUCAGGUAGAGGCCGCUGCCAUGGUCGAGGAAGAGGAGGAAGAUGUUGGGGAGGAACUGGGAGAAAGAUCUGAUGGCACAGAGAGUGCAGAGGACAACUAGUGGGGCAGAAGACCAUGUCAUGCCUCAACUCCACAUAAUUUUUUAUUCCCUCUUUGUUCCCUCGACCGGUACGUGCGACUUCAGAAUUUUCCGUGUUUUCAAUUUUGUUA
Messenger RNA from Chara braunii, 2077 nucleotides. Lineage: Eukaryota; Viridiplantae; Streptophyta; Charophyceae; Charales; Characeae. The record is from the annotation of a GenBank genome assembly.